GUUUAUGCUGUGGCACUUAUUCUCACACUCCAGGGCAAAGAUUCAAGAUAAGCAGAUAAGUCUGAAACUACCAUGACACCAAACGGGACUGAACGUCACUGCAAUUUAACUCGCAACCAGAUAACAUUCGUCCUUCCUCCAGUGGUAAUCAUCGAGAUGUUACUUGGUCUGCCUGGCAAUAUCAUGGCAUUAUAUGUUUUUUGCAAAGAUAUGCCAUCCUGGGGGACCAAUGUCACAUUCCUUUUCAACCUAAUUCUGUCCGACUUCCUGCUCCUCCUGAGUCUUCCCUUCCGCAUCGACAACUACUUGCGUGAUGAGACAUGGAUAUUCGGAGACGCCUGGUGUCGGAUCAAUCUAUUCAUGCUGGCCGUCAACCGCUCAGCCAGCAUUGCGUUCAUGACUGCUGUGGCUUUUGACCGCUACUUUAAAGUAGUCCAUCCGCAUCACAAAAUCAAUUACAUGACCUUAAAACAAGCAGCUGGGGUUGCCUGUCUCAUUUGGGCCGUUGUGAUAGCUCUGAGGAUCCCUUUGCUGGCCAACAACCUUCUAAAAACAGACACCAACAACUCCCAUUGCAGAAGUUUCACUGGUGAUAAAGAUCUAUCACCGGGUAUGCUCCUGCAUCAUGGUGUGUUUAUCAUAGAAUUUUUUGUGCCGCUAUUGCUCCUGAUCUUUUGCUCUGGGCGCAUCACCUGCGCCUUACGUUCUCGCCAGUUGGACAAAGGCAAGCGAGGACAAAGGGCUAUCCGGACUGUCCUGGUUAUCGUUGGGGUUUUUAUCUUAUGUUUUUCCCCCAGCAUUGCCACAAUGCUGACUCUCCUCAUUUUAGAAUCACUUGGAGAGAAGUAUUGCAAUGCUUUCAAGCUAACAGCUCAGAUGUUCAGUUUGUCUAUAGCGUUCACGUAUCUGAACAGCGCUCUUGAUCCAGUCAUUUACUGCUUCUCCAGUUCUUUAUUUUGCAAUCAUUUGAAAAAAACUCUUAACCGGACUGGUUUAGUAAAGCAGCAGCUCAACAGACAGGGCAGCAUGACCAGCAGAGCUAAUUUGGAUGUAAUGAUGAGUUAUGGAGAUUGAUUGGGACUGGACAAGACCGCAAAGCAUAUGUCAAUGUUAUAAUACUUCCUUAUUGUUGAACUCCAUUUUAUUCAGUUUUCUCUUCAACACAGAUGAUUCUGUG
Triplophysa dalaica is the source of this 1177-nucleotide messenger RNA. Its product is annotated as hydroxycarboxylic acid receptor 2-like. Gene Ontology annotation, cellular component: membrane. Gene Ontology annotation, molecular function: G protein-coupled receptor activity. Gene Ontology annotation, biological process: G protein-coupled receptor signaling pathway. The transcript is spliced from 2 exons. The coding region runs from base 73 to 1074 and encodes 333 amino acids. The record is from RefSeq and is a predicted model, not a curated record. Lineage: Eukaryota; Metazoa; Chordata; Actinopteri; Cypriniformes; Nemacheilidae.